AAAGUAAGGCUGUAUUCGCAGAGACGCACGUGUAAAUCGACCUCAUUUUAUGCGAUAAAAAUAAUAUUCGUUCGUCGGCGGACUGUAGCUUGAGGUAAAUCUGACGAUUUUUUCGCCAUCACUGUAUAAUCUUACGAAAAACAUUCGUAUAUCGCCAGAUCAGGCCAGUAAAUAUGCCAGAGUUAACAGAACUUGACAAGGCGGCUAGUUCAGAGCCUACCAAGGUAGAGUUGGUAGGUAUCGGCUCAGCGACUGAUUCAGAUUCAGAUGAUACUAUACCAGAAUUAGAAGAUGCAGGUACUCCUGGCACUGUCGGGUUUCCUGGCACAACUGUCACUGGACUUCCCAUUGAUAUGGUAUCUAAGGCUAAGCAGAGUCGCGGUGAAAAAAAGGCCAGGAAGCUUAUGAGCAAAUUAGGAUUGAAACCGGUACAAGGAGUCAAUAGAGUGACUAUUCGCAAAUCAAAGAACAUUCUAUUUGUUAUAAAUAAACCAGAUGUUUUGAAAAAUCCAGCUUCGGAUACAUAUAUAGUAUUUGGUGAAGCCAAGAUUGAAGAUCUCAGCCAGCAAGCUCAGGUUGCAGCAGCUGAGAAAUUCAAGGAACCACCAGUUAUACCAGCGACUGAAGCUGGUGGCAGUACUACGGUUGUUGCUCCUAUACAAGAAGAAUCGGAAGAAGAAGUGGAUGAAACAGGUGUAGAGGAGAAAGACGUUGAUUUGGUUAUGUGUCAAGCUAAUGUAUCACGAGGGAAAGCUAUUAAAGCUCUUAAAAAUAAUCAAAAUGACAUUGUCAAUGCUAUUAUGGAAUUGACAAUGUGAUGAAAUUGUUUAGAAGUAGGCUGUACUGCGAGUAAUUGACGUUCCGAGAUCAUAAUUUUAUCGUACGCACAUCAUCACAGAAAAUGCCAUUCUUCCUUUUAUUCGAUUGAAAAAGAGAUUAUGACAUCGAGAAAACUGGAUACACUUGUAAUUGUCUCGAGAAAUUCAAUUCACAUGUAUAUACAAAAUUCGUGUAAAAGAAAAGAAAAAUAAAUACAUUAAGAUCAUUA
Molecule: messenger RNA, 1048 nt
Organism: Cataglyphis hispanica
Lineage: Eukaryota; Metazoa; Arthropoda; Insecta; Hymenoptera; Formicidae
Gene: Nacalpha
Product: nascent polypeptide-associated complex subunit alpha
Exons: 6
Coding region: 174-818 (214 amino acids)
Biological process (GO): protein targeting to membrane
Cellular component (GO): nascent polypeptide-associated complex; cytoplasm
Source: RefSeq, a predicted model, not a curated record